AUGGGGAAUUGGGGCAUGGGGAAUUGGGGCAUGGGGAAUUGGGGCAUGGGGAAUUGGGGCAUGGGGAAUUGGGGCAUGGGGAAUUGGGGGCAUGGGGAAUUGGGGCAUGGGGAAUUGGGGCAUGGGGAAUUGGGCAUGGGGAAUUGGGGCAUGGGGAAUUGGGGCAUGGGGAUGGGGCAUGGGGAAUUGGGGCAUGGGGAAUUGGGGCCAUGGGGAAUUGGGGCAUGGGGAAUUGGGGCAUGGGAAUUGGGGCAGUGGGAAUUGGGGAAUGGGGAAUUGGGGCAUGGGGAAUUGGGGCAUGGGGAAUUGGGGCAUGGGGAAUUGGGGCAUGGGGAAUUGGGGCAUGGGGAAUUGGGGCAUGGGGAAUUGGGGCAUGGGGAAUUGGGGCAUGGGGAAUUGGGGCAUGGGGAAUUGGGGCAUGGGGAAUUGGGGCAUGGGGAAUUGGGGCAUGGGGAAUUGGGGCAUGGGGAAUUGGGGCAUGGGGAAUUGGGGCAUGGGGAAUUGGGGCAUGGGGAAUUGGGGCAUGGGGAAUUGGGGCAUGGGGAAUUGGGGCAUGGGGAAUUGGGGCAUGGGGAAUUGGGGCAUGGGGAAUUGGGGCAUGGGGAAUUGGGGCAUGGGGAAUUGGGGCAUGGGGAAUUGGGGCAUGGGGAAUUGGGGCAUGGGGAAUUGGGGCAUGGGGAAUUGGGGCAUGGGGAAUUGGGGCAUGGGGAAUUGGGGCAUGGGGAAUUGGGGCAUGGGGAAUUGGGGCAUGGGGAAUUGGGGCAUGGGGAAUUGGGGCAUGGGGAAUUGGGGCAUGGGGAAUUGGGGCAUGGGGAAUUGGGGCAUGGGGAAUUGGGGCAUGGGGAAUUGGGGCAUGGGGAAUUGGGGCAUGGGGAAUUGGGGCAUGGGGAAUUGGGGCAUGGGGAAUUGGGGCAUGGGGAAUUGGGGCAUGGGGAAUUGGGGCAUGGGGAAUUGGGGCAUGGGGAAUUGGGGCAUGGGGAAUUGGGGCAUGGGGAAUUGGGGCAUGGGGAAUUGGGGCAUGGGGAAUUGGGGCAUGGGGAAUUGGGGCAUGGGGAAUUGGGGCAUGGGGAAUUGGGGCAUGGGGAAUUGGGGCAUGGGGAAUUGGGGCAUGGGGAAUUGGGGCAUGGGGAAUUGGGGCAUGGGGAAUUGGGGCAUGGGGAAUUGGGGCAUGGGGAAUUGGGGCAUGGGGAAUUGGGGCAUGGGGAAUUGGGGCAUGGGGAAUUGGGGCAUGGGGAAUUGGGGCAUGGGGAAUUGGGGCAUGGGGAAUUGGGGCAUGGGGAAUUGGGGCAUGGGGAAUUGGGGCAUGGGGAAUUGGGGCAUGGGGAAUUGGGGCAUGGGGAAUUGGGGCAUGGGGAAUUGGGGCAUGGGGAAUUGGGGCAUGGGGAAUUGGGGCAUGGGGAAUUGGGGCAUGGGGAAUUGGGGCAUGGGGAAUUGGGGCAUGGGGAAUUGGGGCAUGGGGAAUUGGGGCAUGGGGAAUUGGGGCAUGGGGAAUUGGGGCAUGGGGAAUUGGGGCAUGGGGAAUUGGGGCAUGGGGAAUUGGGGCAUGGGGAAUUGGGGCAUGGGGAAUUGGGGCAUGGGGAAUUGGGGCAUGGGGAAUUGGGGCAUGGGGAAUUGGGGCAUGGGGAAUUGGGGCAUGGGGAAUUGGGGCAUGGGGAAUUGGGGCAUGGGGAAUUGGGGCAUGGGGAAUUGGGGCAUGGGGAAUUGGGGCAUGGGGAAUUGGGGCAUGGGGAAUUGGGGCAUGGGGAAUUGGGGCAUGGGGAAUUGGGGCAUGGGGAAUUGGGGCAUGGGGAAUUGGGGCAUGGGGAAUUGGGGCAUGGGGAAUUGGGGCAUGGGGAAUUGGGGCAUGGGGAAUUGGGGCAUGGGGAAUUGGGGCAUGGGGAAUUGGGGCAUGGGGAAUUGGGGCAUGGGGAAUUGGGGCAUGGGGAAUUGGGGCAUGGGGAAUUGGGGCAUGGGGAAUUGGGGCAUGGGGAAUUGGGGCAUGGGGAAUUGGGGCAUGGGGAAUUGGGGCAUGGGGAAUUGGGGCAUGGGGAAUUGGGGCAUGGGGAAUUGGGGCAUGGGGAAUUGGGGCAUGGGGAAUUGGGGCAUGGGGAAUUGGGGCAUGGGGAAUUGGGGCAUGGGGAAUUGGGGCAUGGGGAAUUGGGGCAUGGGGAAUUGGGGCAUGGGGAAUUGGGGCAUGGGGAAUUGGGGCAUGGGGAAUUGGGGCAUGGGGAAUUGGGGCAUGGGGAAUUGGGGCAUGGGGAAUUGGGGCAUGGGGAAUUGGGGCAUGGGGAAUUGGGGCAUGGGGAAUUGGGGCAUGGGGAAUUGGGGCAUGGGGAAUUGGGGCAUGGGGAAUUGGGGCAUGGGGAAUUGGGGCAUGGGGAAUUGGGGCAUGGGGAAUUGGGGCAUGGGGAAUUGGGGCAUGGGGAAUUGGGGCAUGGGGAAUUGGGGCAUGGGGAAUUGGGGCAUGGGGAAUUGGGGCAUGGGGAAUUGGGGCAUGGGGAAUUGGGGCAUGGGGAAUUGGGGCAUGGGGAAUUGGGGCAUGGGGAAUUGGGGCAUGGGGAAUUGGGGCAUGGGGAAUUGGGGCAUGGGGAAUUGGGGCAUGGGGAAUUGGGGCAUGGGGAAUUGGGGCAUGGGGAAUUGGGGCAUGGGGAAUUGGGGCAUGGGGAAUUGGGGCAUGGGGAAUUGGGGCAUGGGGAAUUGGGGCAUGGGGAAUUGGGGCAUGGGGAAUUGGGGCAUGGGGAAUUGGGGCAUGGGGAAUUGGGGCAUGGGGAAUUGGGGCAUGGGGAAUUGGGGCAUGGGGAAUUGGGGCAUGGGGAAUUGGGGCAUGGGGAAUUGGGGCAUGGGGAAUUGGGGCAUGGGGAAUUGGGGCAUGGGGAAUUGGGGCAUGGGGAAUUGGGGCAUGGGGAAUUGGGGCAUGGGGAAUUGGGGCAUGGGGAAUUGGGGCAUGGGGAAUUGGGGCAUGGGGAAUUGGGGCAUGGGGAAUUGGGGCAUGGGGAAUUGGGGCAUGGGGAAUUGGGGCAUGGGGAAUUGGGGCAUGGGGAAUUGGGGCAUGGGGAAUUGGGGCAUGGGGAAUUGGGGAAUGGGACCUGCGGGAAUCGGCACACUGCAAGGGGCAUGGGGAGUGGAAGGUAUAGACGAACCAUGAUACGAGCAGCAGUAGCAACAACCCACCUUCAUGGCGCCAUUGGUGACGACAGCAGAGAGGGAGAGCGCAGUGAGUGA
Messenger RNA from Closterium sp. Naga37s-1, 3201 nucleotides. NCBI's taxonomy places the organism in Eukaryota, Viridiplantae, Streptophyta, Zygnematophyceae, Desmidiales, Closteriaceae. The record is from the annotation of a GenBank genome assembly.